Molecule: messenger RNA, 1567 nt
Organism: Oryza sativa Japonica Group (Japanese rice)
Lineage: Eukaryota; Viridiplantae; Streptophyta; Magnoliopsida; Poales; Poaceae
Source: RefSeq, a predicted model, not a curated record
AAGAGAAACUAAACGACUAAACCCAAGGCCCGACCGGCCGAGGAAACGACCCAAUCGGUGGAGCCAUCCACAUUCCACAGCCAUCGCGCCGCCCCCCGAUGAACGGCGGAGUAGAUACGACUCCUCCUCCUCUCUCGCUCCGUCACUCGACUCUCUCGUUGCUCCUCCACCCUGCAACCCAACUCUCCCGUCUCCCGCUGCCUCUGCUCCGCCUCGCAGCCGUUGAGCGGCGAGAUGCUCCACUCUAGGCGGCAUCUGCAUCAUCUUUCUCGAUUUGCCUACGGAUGCAAGGUCAUGCCAAGCAUCAUUGGAGUAAAAAAUGAGAAGAAUAAGAGUAAGUUCGACUGGCACUGCCACUUCUCUUAUGCUAAUGAUUCUUUCUGCACCUCCAACUAUACCCUGGCCAAGCAAUUUUCCAUUAUAAAAGGUAUGUGUAGGUCACACAUGAGGCUUUUCUCGAAAAAAACAAAAGAUAUGUGGUGGUUUACUGAAGGUGUCAGCGAUAACUGUCCCACUGUUGAUGUACAUCCUGCAACAAUAUUAGAAGGCAGUAGCCACCGUGAUGGUUCUAUAUACAAGUUUUGCCCUGGUUUUAUCCAAGUAUUUCAAAUUGCUGAUCGUCAUGAGACUUGCUUGGAGCCGAUGAUGCUUUCACAACCUAUGGACUGUCAACCUAAUAGGGAUACAUGCACUGUGCAUUUUUCAACUCGCAUGAUGCAAAUUUUCUCAAUUAAGUUGGCUAAAAUACAUAUGUAUAGUGGCCCAGUACAGAUAUAUGGGUACAUAGCAGUGAGAGAUCAUCUUGAUUCAAUGCUUAAUUAUGUUGUGAAUCGUAGCAGGGAUGAUCCCAUCAUCGUGAAGCAGGGUUCUUGCAUUGAAAUGAUUGGCCCUAAGCGAGGCAUUUCGAUGUCUUGUUCUGUUGUUCUGAGUUUGACAUGAGGAUAAAAAAAGGAGAUCGAGAAGAGGAUGAUCUAGAACUGAUUGAUGGAGCAUUAGAGUACAGCCAGAUAACAACACCAGCAAUGAGACCAAUGACAAGUCGCGUUAGUGGCAAUUGUGGCGCAGUUGACAUCACUUUAGCGUACCUUUACCAGGCAGUGGAGGCAACAAUAGAAGUUUCCAUAUCAAAAGUGCCUAGGGGGUUUCAAUUUAUCUCUGAGUGUGUUUGUUCUUAUUGAUAAGGUACGACAAGAAAUUCAACUCUUUGAUGGCAUGGUUGGCGAGCCUUGUGGCUUAAGAAGGUAUGUGGUCGUAGUAGCGUCGGAUACCUGGAUGCAUUUGAAGUUCAAGGUAUGUGAAAAAGGCUCUAAAAAUGAUGUUGGUCACUACUGUUCCUUCAAAGCAAACCGCCAUGGAUUUGCCAGUCAACAAAUAGUUGUUGAGCCUGGAGCUAUCACAGUGAAGGUGAAUUGGUCUGUUAUCCCUCUAUAUCUGUAUGUGUCGCACUUGCUGAAUAUGACUUAACUAGUGGUUGGUUUCUAUGCUGAAAGGGAGUACUCUUAGAUAUAUAUGUAUAUUAUCUAGUAGUAUUAUUCAAUUUGAUUGUGGCGUAUAGCAUUGCUUCGUU